AUAAAGGAACAGGAAUAGACAAAGGAUGGCAAAAAGCGCUUGGAAGAAACAAAAAGCUGAGAGCAAUGAGUCUUCAGUUUGUGGUUUGGCUAUGAAUGGAUUGCCAGUUGGGGAAGACUUGCUGCCUAAAGCUUGUUGGGAGUCUGCUCAGGAGUUUUUAUGCGCUUUUCCACAAGGAGCAUAUACGACUAUGCUUACUGCGAAGAAUAUGCACAGUAUUAUUGCGUUGAAUAGACAUUUGAAUCGACUUGCUUCAUCUCUACAAGCUUUGAGAGAACAGCAGCAAGUUGUUGUGGAUGAUUCGAGAGACUUUGAUUGCACUGUUUCGUCUUUAAGAGAGUCAGUUAUUCUGACUAUUCGGGAAGCCAUAUUUUGCUUAGAAAAGAAGCUGCAUUCUUUCAUGAAACAAAACGCAAAGGAUUAUGCGGUUUGUGUGGUCGUAUUGGUUCCACUCAAGGGACGACAAGUUGUGGCUCGAGCUUCGUCAGUUCAGUGGAACUAUCCAAGUCAACAUAUUUUACAGUGUGUUUACUUUUCGAGACAGUGUCCUGGUGCAAAAGAUUCGUUAUGGGUGCAACAACGUUUGCCUCUGUAUUAUACUCAUAUUGAUAAGAAUAAAGAACAUCCAAAGGAACUUUUGUUGGUAGCAGAGAAUAACACUUGUUUGGAAGGAAGUACAACCAAUUUUUUUGUUGUUUAUAGCCAAGGUUAUGUAAAGACUGCAGGAAAUGGAGUUCUUGGUGGAAUAGCAGCACAAUUUGUAGAAAAGGCCUGUCAACUACUCCAUAUUCCAUUGUUAUACGAUGCCCCUGGAUUGCAUGAUAUAGAAGAUUGGAAGGAAGUUUUUAUCACCAACUGUAUCAAAGUUGUAGAACCAGUACAAAGUAUUUAUUUACCGUCAACGAUGCAACAACGACAAGUCAAUUUCUCGAUUCCCCAUUAUUCAUGGACUUGGAAAAUACGUGAAAAAGUAUUAGAGUUGAUGCUUGGAGAGACCUAUGAUGUAUAUUCAGAUGCAGAUACAUUCGGAAGGAAACAAAGGCUUUGGAAUCAUUUCUUACAACUCCAAUCCUAGCAAGUUGCAAAAGAAGGAUUGAGC
Molecule: messenger RNA, 1099 nt
Organism: Galdieria sulphuraria
Lineage: Eukaryota; Rhodophyta; Bangiophyceae; Galdieriales; Galdieriaceae
Exons: 3
Coding region: 26-1075 (349 amino acids)
Molecular function (GO): catalytic activity
Source: RefSeq, a predicted model, not a curated record